AUGGACGACUCAAACAUUGUCGAGCUGGAAAUGCUGCGGCGGCAGCUCCAGCAACUGCACGAAUCAUUCACAGUGGUCAUUGACGAAACACGGCCAACACCAGACAACCCAAACCUGGUGUCAUGGCCGGACCUUCUGAGCAAAUUCAACAUUCUGGCGGCCAAAUACGCAGUGCUCAACCAGGCAGUCAGCAAAAAGCACGCGGCGCUGCUCAAGGAAAUGUCAGUGGCGCCCAAGACGCGACCGGGCAGCAUCCACGAGCAGAAUAUCAUCUCGGUGCUGCUGCGCACAAAAUUGGCGCCCGAGAUUGAACAGGAGGAGGAGCUUAUCUGGGCGCAGGUCGAGGCCGAGUCGCAGCAGGACAAGCGGCUGGAUUGGGCGGCGCGGGCCGAGAAGCAUGAGUCGCUGGCGGUUGCCGCGCUCAACACAUUUAUUGAGCAUCGGAGGGGACAUGCAAAGACCGUGGCUGGGCUGGUCAAGCAGAGGAUGGACGAGGCGGAGGGCGGGCUUGAUGCGUCGGCGAAGGAGGCGGUUGGCAGCAGCGACUCGAAGGUUGCGCUGGAGGACGUUCUUGCGUUCAUGUCCUCCGGAAUUGAGAUUUGA
Molecule: messenger RNA, 603 nt
Organism: Kickxella alabastrina
Lineage: Eukaryota; Fungi; Kickxellomycota; Kickxellomycetes; Kickxellales; Kickxellaceae
Exons: 1
Coding region: 1-603 (200 amino acids)
Biological process (GO): regulation of transcription by RNA polymerase II
Cellular component (GO): mediator complex
Molecular function (GO): transcription coregulator activity
Source: RefSeq, a predicted model, not a curated record